AUGUCAACUACCAACAGACCCUUCCUCUCAACAAUGCUCACAAACAUCUGGGCCUUCCGCUCAAGGCAGCAACUCCUGCGAACACUAGCUAAAUCACCGUCACCACCCCCACAAGCACUCACCCCGCAACGGCAACGGCGGGGUUCGUCUACCUCUUUAUCUUCACUGCACAGUCUCGAGAAGGGGCGGAAGAGUGUUGAGGCACCAGCAACAAACACAGGAACGGGGACGAGUGCGGGAGGAGGAGGUGGAGCUGGAGGUGGUGGAGGGCACCAGUGGGAGAGGGACGGUGGGAAGUUGUGGAUUGGCGGGCGGACUGCGGACGGGAAGGAACAAUAUUACAGUCUGGGAGUCAUCAGGAGAAAAUCAUUCGACCGUAUGUCGGUCUAA
Messenger RNA from Saitoella complicata NRRL Y-17804, 390 nucleotides. RefSeq lists its product as uncharacterized. The transcript is spliced from 2 exons. The coding region runs from base 1 to 390 and encodes 129 amino acids. The record is from RefSeq and is a predicted model, not a curated record. Lineage: Eukaryota; Fungi; Ascomycota; Saitoellomycetes; Saitoellales; Saitoellaceae.